GGGAUCUGCAUCGCUCAGUCAUUGAAAAUUCCCCACAACCCCAAGCUGGAGGAUUAUGACAAAGCCAUCCAACAACUGCUGGAAACGCCCCACUCCCGGGGAGUCAUCAUCUUUGCCAGUGAAGAAGACAUACGGUGCGUAGAGCAGUACACAGCAUCUAAAUGCAUUUGUGAACGCACUGGGUGUCUGAAACACAAACAUGCCUCCAAUAACACAAACAGAAAGGUGCCUGGGAGGGGAACUGAGAAUAUGGAAUAUCACAACAAAGCAGCAGAGAUAUUGUUUCGUUUACAAUGCCUCAAGGGAUAUGUCUCUGAGAGGAAAGAAAUAGACGGAUGGAUGGAUAGACAGACCAUAGUAAGAGAAAAAGAAAGAGGGAGAGAUGGAGAGUAUAUGAGGGAGAGAAAAAGGGAGAGAGACAUAGAGCUCUUGAAAUCAUUUCACAUCUUCUAUACAUCAAUCAAUGGAGGCUGCUGAGGGGAGGACGAAUUAUAGUAAUGUCCAGAAUGGAGUCAAUGGAAUGGUAUCAACCACAUGAGAACCAAAUGUUUGAUACCAUUCCAUUGACUCCAUUCCAGACAUUAUUAUGAGCCAUCCUCCCUUCAGCAGCCUCCACUGACCUCAAUGGAUUUAAAACACAAUGUAGCCUAAAUAUACAUUUAUAUCAAUAUACACUACCAUUCAAAACAUUGGGGUCACUUAGAAAUGUCCUUGUUUUCGAAAGAAACACCAGUCUCAACAUCAACAGUGAAGAGACGACUCCGGGAUGCUGACCUUCUAGGCAGAAUUGCAAAGAAAAAGCCAUAUCUCAGACUGGCCAAUAAAAAGAAAAGACUAAGAUGGGCAGUCUGAGAUAUGGCUUUCUCUUUGCAACUCUGCCUAGAAGGUCAGCAUCCCGGAGUCGCCUCUUCACUGUUGACGUUGAGACUGGUGUUUUGCGGGUACUAUUUAAUGAAGCUGCCAGUUGAGGCUGUUUCUCAAACUAGACACCCUAAUGUAUUUGUCCUCUUGCUCAGUUGUGCACCGGGGCCUCCCACUCCUCUUUCUAUUCUGGUUAGAGCCAGUUUGUGCUGUUCUGUGAAGGGAGUAGUACACAGCGUUGUACGAGAUCUUCAGUUUCUUGGCAAUUUCUCGCAUGGAAUAGCCUUCAUCUCUCAGAAGAAGAAUAGACUGACGAGUUUCAGAAGAAAGUUAUUUGUUUCUGGCCAUUUUGAGCCUGUAAUCGAACCCACAAUUGCUGAUGCUCCAGAUACUCAACUAGUCUCAAGAAGGCCAGUUUUAUUGCUUCUUUAAUCAGCACAACAGUUUUCAGCUUUGCUAACAUAAUUGCAAAAGGGUUUUCUAAUGAUCAAUUAGCCUUUUAAAAUGAUAAACUUGGAAUAGCAAACACAACGUGGUUGCUGAUAAUGGGCCUCUGUACGCCUAUGUAGAUAUUCCAUAAAAAAUCAGCCGUUUCCAGCUACAAUAGCCAUUUACAACAUUAACAAUGUCUACACUGUAUUUCUGAUCAAUUUGAUGUUAUUUGAAUGGACUAAAGAAUUGCUUUUCUUUCGAAAACAAGGACAUUUCUAAGUGACCCCAAACUUUUGAACGGUAGUGUAAAUAGUACAUAACUUCUGCCAUAUACUGAUAUGCAUAUUCAUAGGUUGCUGUUUACCCCCCCAUGAUAUUGGAUUGCAUGCGUCCCUUCUGCUUUCUCCUAAUUCACACAUGGUUGCCCUUGCAGGGGAGUUCUCAAUGCCACCAAGAGAGCCAAUCAGGUGGGCCAUUUUCUGUGGAUCGGGUCAGACAGUUGGGGGGCGAAGAGCAGCCCAAUACACCAGUUAGAGGACGUGGCGGUGGGAGCAGUCACUAUACUGCCCAAACGCUCAUCUAUUAAAGGUAGUGGUAUAUACACACACACACACACACACACACACACACACACACACACGCACACACUGUUUUACCAGUCAGCAGUGACUUAUUUAGCAGUUCCACUCAGUAUCACUGUGAUAAUAGCCACUCAUCAUUACAAUCUGGGGCCUAGGUGGAAAGUGAAGUGUGGGUUUUUGUAAAGCUUUUUUAAAUUAGAGUGGACUAGACAGGACAACACAUGGUCUGUUAAGAGCCAGCAGGCAAGAUGAGUAAAUUAAACCAGCAUGCAUCAUUGACGCCCCUUUCAGAAGAAAAUCAGCUGAGUCAUUCAGUCAUGAUUAGUCAUCAUCUCUUGUCACAGUGCUUCUGAUGAUAAAACUGACUGUGUGAGAGAGCGGAAACCUGUGUAGAGAUUUGGACCGUGAGUACGUCACAGCUGGAAAUGAUACAUCAACCCAAACCCUGUCUUUGUGCUUGUUAUCCAUUCUUAUUAAUACUGCUUAUCUAAAGAGUUCAAUAAAAAUUCAUCAAAAUAUACAGUACAUAGGCCACAGGUGAGGUGAGAAAACUGAUUGGACUUAUAUAGAAACUUCACAGUAGGCUUUCUCAUAAAUUACAAAUAAAUGGCCAAAGAAUAAAACGUAUUACAGGGUACUGUCCUUCCAGGAAAUACUGUAGCGUAUAGACUUCACAUACAAACCCCAUUAUUAUAGUCCCACACAAUAAAAUCGGGGAGGGGACAGUGGAUCGUCUCCAUCCGUCCGUUCGUCCAUUCUUACAUGUUGACCACACCGCUCGCACGCAUGCACCAUCACGCGCAUGUUGAUUUUGUCCACCCACACCAGACGCGAUCAGGACACGCAGGUUGAAAUAUCAAAAACAAACUCUGAAACAACUAAAUUAUAUUAAUUUCAGGACAGGUCGAAAAGUAUUAAACAUUUAUGGCAAUUUAGCUAGAUAGCUUGCUGUUGCUAGCUAAUUUGUCCUGGGAUAUAAACAUUGGGUUGUUAUUUUACCUGAAAUGCACAAGGUCCUCUACUCGUACAAUUCAUCCACAGAUAAAAGGGCAAACCAAGUUUGUUUCUAGUAAUCUCUCCUCCUUCAGGCUUCUUCUUCUUCUUUGGACUUUAUAUGGCGGUUGGCAAUCAACUUUAAGGUGCAUUACCACCACCAACUGGACUGGAGUGUGGACCUCAGUUCAUCUUUCAAUCACCCACGUGGGUAUAUGCUCCUAAAAACCAAUGAGGAGAUGGGAGAGGCGGGACUUGCAGCGCGUCACACGUCACAAAUAGAAUCAAGUUCUAUUUUAGCGCCUGGCUACGCAGACGCUCAUUUAUUUGCGCGAGCAGUUUUGAUGCAAUGAUUGAAUAACAUGUAUGUGUACAUUUAUUUUGCAACGUUUGCGCACGCGACACGGGCGGUGUGGUCAGCAUGUUAAAUUAGUCACAUGCGAUAUCUCAGACAGCACUUGCCCAAUUUUGAUGAAACUUGGGUGAAUGAUGAGUCUUGCCAUAGAUAUCGGGCAUUUACAAAAUUACACUGAUUGGCCAAAGAAAGGAAUAGUCAUUAACUGAAAUUUGUGAGUCUCACCAGAGAGGAAGAGGCGAAGCGAUAAGGAUAACUGGGCCCAAAAUCUGUCUUCUCCAGCAAGUGGCGUUUUUUCAUUUAUUUCGCUCACAAAGUUUUUGUAUGGAGGUCAAUGAGAGAGUGUCAAAUUUGGUCAAUAAAUUUUUUUAUGGCUUAUUUGCUAUGUGUCGCUUAUUUGAUUGAAUAUAUUUUUCGUAGCGCUUAGGUUGUUACGAGUGUACUGAUAAGUAGGACACGUGACAUCCUGGCAACUUUGAGAAAAAUCGGAGUUGUGCCUAUUUUUCACACACGUACCUGCCCUCUCAUUGGCUAGAAUGGUCCCACCUGAUCUUGCCUCCUCCCGACUGCCUUCUGGUCUGGGUACCAGUCUCUUUAGCUAACGUUCCACUCCUUGCCACUCCUUGUCAUUGCCAAAGAGUCUUUGGCACGUGACAUGGAGUACAGGGAGGGGAUUAGCUAAAGAGACUGGUACCCAGGCUAACUGCCUUCCAUAUUUAAGACAUUUAUUUUCAUUGUUAGAGCGGCCACUUGAGUAUAUGGUCAAUAUAAUGGAUCAUCUGUGGUAACACACGAUAACUGAAAUGUGUUAGUCACACGCGAUAUAUCAAUUGGCCCAAGGGGAGGGUGCUGCAUCAUUCGUGGAGGAUGACAUGUUUACUAUUGCCUUGUUUAUUAUGCGUCCUGCUUUUUAAUUUCCAAGAUGAAAGCCCUGAUUAAAGAUCCAUAUGGUACACAGGAACUGCAGUGGUCAAAACUUGAUGAAGAGCAGUUUAUUUGUACUUUAGCUAUGAGACUAAUACAACAGCCAGUACAGCACAGCGCUGCAGCAACACUGCCCAAGUCAUUUCCCCUAGGUAGGGUUCUGUUGGUAAUUGGUGCGGAUCUGAAGAAUUCUCUUUUCUUUUUUGAUUCUCCAGGGUUUGAUGAAUACUUCACCUCGCUCACCCUGGAGAAUAAUCGCCGGAACGUGUGGUUCGCCGAGUUCUGGGAGGAAAACUUUGACUGCAGGCUCCUUAGUUCCUCCAAAAGAGAAGACACCAGCAGGAAAUGCACAGGUAGGUAGCCAACAGAGAUUUGUUUGCUUAUGUGGUUUUGUUUUUUCAUCUGUUUGUUUGUGGGAGGGGUCACUACUAUUGGCAGUGGUGCGAUAUGAAAAUAAUACAGAUGUAGGAUCUUAAUUUGAUCACCCUGUUGCAGGUGAACCUUCCUGCAAUGCAGGACAUUUCAAACUUGUAGUAUUUUUUAAGUUUAAAAAGGCUUCUGAAGUUUGUAAUUUCCACUUAGAAAUGUCAGACUUAAUUUUCUCUUACGAAAAAUGUAUCAACCCCUACAGAAAUGUCCAUGAAUUAUAAUCCACGUAAUAAUUCACACUUCCUGUUGCUGCAUGAUUAUUUGUUAUAGGUAUCUUAAGAUGAUGGUAGUACACAUCUUUACAAAUGAGGACACUGAGGUGUAGGCCACUGGAUCAUGUAAAUAGCUGGUCCUACUGGGAUAGUAAAGUUGUGCCCAGCUGGGUAAUGGCAUCAUGCCAGCAGUGCUAAGCUGUGAUAUGUAUGCUAAGUAGGUAGUAGAGCAAACAUGCAUGCCAUUUAGAGAGGUGCUGAGCAGAGGAACUGAUGAAAAUGAUGAAAGUAAGUAAAGCUCUGCAAGUACAGUAACUCACUAUUGAUGCUCCCAAGAGCUUUAUUACUGACAAUGUUUUGAUCUCGCUGCAAACAUUAUUUGCAAUGAGGUGUGUUGGGACUUGGGAGCAUUGAUAGUGUGGAAGUGUUACUUACUGUGGUGUUUACUAUCUAUCCUAUAGGUAUGCCAGCAAAGGGAGAAGAUAUACAAUGUCACUGAGUCAAUGCUAGUGACAGGGAUUUAUAUAUUUUCUAUGGCUUAUGCCUGUGAUGGACUGAAGGUCCUUGCACUCUCGCUGACCAUACUGUAGCAGUUAGAGUGACAGGGAGUUGUUGGUAUAAUAUCUUAUAAAUGCCGUAUUUCAUAAUUUCUUUAUGUGCCACAUGCUGCAGAUCCUUGCACUUAAGAAAGCACAUAAAAAAUGGAUGUAGAAUAUCAACAAAGCGUUUAAGCAUUGUACAAAGACACAAAAAGGUUGGUGUAGAGCUGCUUCCAUUUCUCCUUUUUCCACAUCUAACCAAGCCGAUCCAUAUUUAUGAAUGUCAGGAACUAAGGGGAAGGUUCUUUUUUUGCAUUCAAAGCUUUUGCAUUCAAUGCUCUACUCGCUGCUCUGGAAAACAAGAAAGGUUAUGUGUGGGCUGAGAUGUAUGUUGAAAGGAGAGAAAGUGGAGAAAAUGUCAACAUUUAUUACUUUUGACCUCCUUCAGCUUGUGCCAGUCUCCCACGUUGUAGUCAUAUUCGUCAUGGUGACACAGCCUGCAUUUUCCCUUCUUAUCAAGUUUGCAAUUUGAACUGGGAGCCUUUAUUUGGUACUUACAUGUCAAAAUCACACAGUAAUCUCCUUGCACUCUAGAAGCUUUUCCCCACGGUGCUGUAUAGCGCCCCAUUCAUCUGUUAUUUUGUACUGUGUAUUGAUGAGCUGGUUUCCUGUUAAUGCAUCCUUGUUCAUUACUGCCUGUGUCUUUCAAAUGAAUAUAUUCAGCAUCCAUAUGCCAUGCUUAAUGAUAGAACCUGUUCACAUUAGCACGUUGAAAAUGUGCAAAAUACCUCAGUCAAAGGAUCCCCACCUAAAGAAAGUGUGUGCGAGAGAGAGAAGAGAUCCCCCACUAACCUGAAGCCAUUCAUUAGACAUUCAGUCAGGGUAUCACCAGUUCAAUUAAAACGCCUUCAAAAUAAUCCAUAGUGAAAGGGCAGAGACCGUAAUAGAACAUGGUGCUGCCAGCAGUGCUAGGAGAUGCCUCUAGACCAGGGGUGUCAAACUCAUUCCAUGGAGGGCCUAGUGUCUGCUGGUUUUUGGUUUUUCCUUUCAAUUAAGACCUAGACAACUAGGUGAGGGGAGUUCGUUACUAAUUAGUAACCUUAAUUCAUCAAUCAAGUACAAGGGAGGAGAGAAGACCCGCAGACACUCAGCCCUCCGUGGAAUGAGUUUGACACAUGCUCUAGAACAGGGUUCUUCAAUUCCGGUCCUGGAGGGCCGAAACACUUCUGUUUUUUAUUUCUACCUGGUAGUUAAUUGCACUCACCUGGUGUCCCAGGUCUGAAUUAGCCCCUGAUUAGAAGGAGAGGAUGAAAAACAGAGGUGUUUCGGCCCUCCAGGACCGGAAUUGAAGAACCCUGCUCUAGAAGCUUGUCAAGGCCUUGAACACUCUUGAAAUGGGACAAAUGCAAUACACAUAUGUAGGGCCUAUAGCAGCCUGACUUCACUAUGAAAUAUAUGCAUGUGUACAUAUGGUAUUCAUUUAUACCUGGUUGGCUCCUCCUUGGCUAGCACUUCUUGGUUUACACUUCUACAACAGGACUCUGCAGGACUAUGACCCAUGCCGUGCUAUAUGAACAGGGUGACUCUAAUUCACAGUGUGUGACUCUGUCCUUUUCUUGUCCUUUUUCUUUGGUCCUCUGUAGCUCAGUUGGUAGAGCAUGGCACUUGCAACGCCAGGAUAGUGGGUUCGAUUCCCGGGACCACCCGUACGUAAAAUGUCUGCACGCAUGACUGUAAGUCGCUUUGGAUAAAAGCGUCUGCUAAAUGGCAUGUAUUACAUAUAUCCUCUCCUCUCUCCACUGUCUCGUCCCUCAGGCCAGGAGCGGAUCGGAAUAGACUCCAAGUACGAGCAGGAGGGGAAGGUGCAGUUUGUGAUAGACGCGGUGUACGCUAUGGCUCACGCCCUCCACAACAUGCAGAGAGACCUGUGUCCUGAGUACUCUGGCAUCUGCCCUGUGAUGGAGGCAGCCGAUGGGAAGACUCUGCUCAAGUACAUACGCAAUGCCAGCUUCAACGGUCAGUACAUUGGUUAUCCCUGGACCUCAUAAAAAUAUAUGCAAAGUGACAUUUUGCAAGGGUAUUUUUAUUUGAAGAAAAAAACUUCUGUUCCAUUGUAAUUUGUUAUGUGCAAAUAAAAUACAAUAAGGACAGGUGGGAGGUAAGAUAGAAGCAUCAAAAGCGAAAGGGUAGAGUGGAUAUUGCUCUAAAUCCACGAUUUUUCUCAGUCCACCAAAUAUGGCUGCAUAAUAGAACAUGUCAUUUCUGAACAUGCAGAAUGACUAGAGGCACUGGAUUCUCCCAUGUGUGAUGUGUUGAGCAACAAUUAAUUAAACCUUAUAAAUUAAACUGCCAGCGGACCACAUACUGUAAAUUCUCCAAUUGUCCAAUUCUCUUCAUGUCCGUUCUACUAAAUCAAAUUCUAUGGAACAAUAAUUUCUCCAUAGGAAUAAAUAAAGUUGAUUGAAUUUAGUUGAAUUGAAUGGAGGAAUGUUUGGCAUUUUUCCUAUUUUGUUGCCUUACAACCUGGAAUUAAAAUUGAUUUUUGGGGGGGUUGUAUCAUUUGAUGUACACAACAUGCCUACCACUUUGAAGAUGCAAAAUAUUUUUUAUUGUGAAACAAACAAGAAAUAAGACGAAAAAACUGAAAACUUGAGCGUGCAUAACUAUUCAACCCCCAAAGUCAAUACUUUGUAGAACCACCUUUUGCAGCAAAUACAGCUGCAAGUCUCUUGGGGUAUGUCUCUAUAAGCUUGGCACAUCUACCCACUGGGAUUUCUGCCCAUUCUUCAAGGCAAAACUGCUCCAGCUCCUUUAAGUUGAAUGGGUUCCGCUGGUGGCCAUUCCAAGACAUUUAAAUGUUUACCCUUAAACCACUCAAGUGUUGCUUUAGCAUUAUGCUUAGGGUCAUUGUCCUGCUGGAAGGUGAACCUCCGUCCCAGUCUCAAAUCUCUGGAAGACUGAAACAGGCUUCCUUCAAGAAUUUCCCUGUAUUUAGCGCCAUCAUUCCUUCAAUUCUGACCAGUUUCUCAGUCCCUGCCGAUGAAAAACAUCCCCACAGCAUGAUGCUGCCACCACCAUGCUUCACUGUGGGGAUGGCAUCCUCAGGGUGAUGAGAGGUGUUGGGUUUGCGCCAGACAUAGCAUUUUCCUUGAUGACCAAAAAGCUCAAUUUUAGUCUCAUCUGACCAGAGUACCUUCUUCCAUAUGUUUGGGGAGUCUCCCACAUGCCUUUUGGUGAACACCAAACGUGUUUGUUUAUUUUGUUCUUUAAGCAAUGGCUUUUUUCUGGCCACUCUUCCGUAAAGCCCAGCUCUGUGGAGUGUACGGCUUAAAGUGGUCCUAUGGACAGAUUCUCCAACCUCCGCUCUGGAGCUUUACAGCUCCUUCAGGGUUAUAUUUGGUCUCUUUGUUGCCUCUCUGAUUAAUGCCCUCCUUGCCUGGUCCGUGAGUUUUGGUGGGUGGCCCUCUCUUGGCAGGUUUGUUGUGGUGCCAUAUUCUUUCCAUUUUUUAAUAAUGGAUUUAAUGAUGCUCCGUGGGAUGUUCAAAGUUUCUGAUAUUUUUUUAUAACCCAACCCUGAUCUGUACUUCUCCACAACUUUGUCCCUGACCUGUUUGGAGAGCUCCUUGGUCUUCAUGGUGCCGCUUGCUUGGUGGUGCCCCUUGCUUAGUGGUGUUGCAGACUCUGGGGCCUUUCAGAACAGGUGUAUAUAUACUGAGAUCAUGUGGCAGAUCAUGUGACAUUUAGAUUGCACACAGGUGGACUUUAUUUAACUAAUUAUGUGACUUCUGAAGGUAAUUGGUUGCACCAGAACUUAUUUAGCGGCUUCAUAGCAAAGGGGGUGAAAACAUAUGCACGCACCACUUUUCCGUUAUUUAUUUUUUAGAAUUUUUUGAAAGAAGUUAUUUUUUUCAUUUCACUUCACCAAUUUGGACUAUUUUGUGUAUGUCCAUUACAUGAAAUCCAAAUAAAAAUCCAUUUAAAUUACAGGUUAUAAUGGAACAAAAUAGUAAAAACGCAAAGGGGGAUGAAUACUUUUGCAAGGCACUGUAAGUAUGAGCAACCUUGCCUGGCAGAGGGUACAUUGGUAUUUCUCAAGUACAGUGGGGAAAAAAAGUAUUUAGUCAGCCACCAAUUGUGCAAGUUCUCCCACUUAAAAAGAUGAGAGAGGCCUGUAAUUUUCAUCAUAGGUACACGUCAACUAUGACAGACAAAUUGAGAAAAGAAAUCCAGAAAAUCACAUUGUAGGAUUUUUUAUGAAUUUAUUAGCAAAUUAUGGUGGAAAAUAAGUAUUUGGUCACCUACAAACAAGCAAGAUUUCUGGCUCUCACAGACCUGUAACUUCUUCUUUAAGAGGCUCCUCUGUCCUCCACUCGUUACCUGUAUUAAUGGCACCUGUUUGAACUUGUUAUCAGUAUAAAAGACACCGUCCACAACCUCAAACAGUCACACUCCAAACUCCACUAUGGCCAAGACCAAAGAGCUGUCAAAGGACACCAGAAACAAAAUUGUAGACCUGCACCAGGCUGGGAAGACUGAAUCUGCAAUAGGUAAGCAGCUUGGUUUGAAGAAAUCAACUGUGGGAGCAAUUAUUAGGAAAUGGAAGACAUACAAGACCACUGAUAAUCUCCCUCGAUCUGGGGCUCCACGCAAGAUCUCACCCCGUGGGGUCAAAAUGAUCACAAGAACGGUGAGCAAAAAUCCCAGAACCACACGGGGGGACCUAGUGAAUGACCUGCAGAGAGCUGGGACCAAAGUAACAAAGCCUACCAUCAGUAACACACUACGCCGCCAGGGACUUAAAUCCUGCAGUGCCAGACGUGUCCCCCUGCUUAAGCCAAUACAUGUCCAGGCCCGUCUGAAGUUUGCUAGAGUGCAUUUGGAUGAUCCAGAAGAGGAUUGGGAGAAUGUCAUAUGGUCAGAUGAAACCAAAAUAUAACUUUUUGGUAAAAACUCAACUCGUCGUGUUUGGAGGACAAAGAAUGCUGAGUUGCAUCCAAAGAACACCAUACCUACUGUGAAGCAUGGGGGUGGAAACAUCAUGCUUUGGGGCUGUUUUCUGCAAAGGGACCAGGACGACUGAUCCGUGUAAAGGAAAGAAUGAAUGGGGCCAUGUAUCGUGAGAUUUUGAGUGAAAACCUCCUUCCAUCAGCAAGGGCAUUGAAGAUGAAACGUGGCUGGGUCUUUCAGCAUGACAAUGAUCCCAAACACACCGCCCGGGCAACGAAGGAGUGGCUUCGUAAGAAGCAUUUCAAGGUCCUGGAGUGGCCUAGCCAGUCUCCAGAUCUCAACCCCAUAGAAAAUCUUUGGAGGGAGUUGAAAGUCUGUGUUGCCCAGCGACAGCCCCAAAACAUCACUGCUCUAGAGGAGAUCUGCAUGGAGGAAUGGGCCAAAAUACCAGCAACAGUGUGUGAAAACCUUGUGAAGACUUACAGAAAACGUUUGACCUGUGUCAUGCCAACAAAGGGUAUAUAACAAAGUAUUGAGAAACUUUUGUUAUUGACCAAAUACUUAUUUUCCACCAUAAUUUGCAAAUAAAUUCAUAAAAAAUCCUACAAUGUGAUUUUCUGGAUUUUUUUUUCCUCAUUUUGUCUGUCAUAGUUGACGUGUACCUAUGAUGAAAAUUACAGGCCUCUCUCAUCUUUUUAAGUGGGAGAACUUGCACAAUUGAUGGCUGACUAAAUACUUUUUUGCCCCACUGUAUGUGUUGUUUCUACAUGGCAUAACCAUUUCUAGAAGAGACUUACGCAAGGUCUGAAGGCUAAUAUUUUAUUUUGGUCUCAGAAAGAAGUUAGGAAAGCCUUUGUAGCUGCCAACUUCUCUCCAGUUGGUAUUUAUCGCAAUUCAUGCGGGGGCACAAUUCAUGCAAAUGUACAAUAAUUAGCCUAAAGUGUUUCUCUCAGCAUUCAGAAAAGGCGAACAAGCUGUUGUUGUAUUUUGUUGCACUCUUUCUGAACCUAUACAGUACCUGCUAUGCACUUGCAAUAACACUGUGACAGAGGAAUGCUCGGCUCACUAAAUUAGCCAUUGCCCGGUCUACCCCGGCUGAUGCAGUAUUCAGAUUCACUAACCCUUGUACUUGUAAGCCAACAUAAGUACUCCCAUAGCUUUGACAGCCAUAUCUCUUUGUUCUUUACUGCAUCCUGUCUGGACUGUGUUUGUGUGUGCAUGUGCACGUGCGAGUGUGCGUGUGUGUGCAUGUUUGCGUGCGUGGGUGUGUGUGUUGUGUGCAUGUUCGCAUGUGUGCUUGUGCAUGUGCAUAUGCAUUUGUAUGUGUCCAUGUGUGUCGUCUUUGUUGCUCUCCCCACUUUGCUGGAGACACAGAGCUGAAGAUAGUGAAAGAAGGAGAAUAAUUAAAAAGAGAAGCGCAGCAGUGGAGCCCCCAGUCCACCCACUCUGCUCGGCACAGCACAGCACAGCAGCAGUGCACUUUUGUCAUGUCUUAGUUCAGAGCCCCAUGCGAAUGGAUGAACCUUUCAUCUCAUACAGCGCUCUCACAAAGCUGUCUACACAGAUCAUUUUGUUCCCUUGCAAAUAACGGGAAAUGUAAAAUAGAAUGGAAGUUGUAAUGGCUUUCAAUCUGCAAGGAGAGCCACGCUGCUUAAUUGUUUGCUUACUGACAGACUGUGUGUUUGUGUGUGUGUGUGUGUGUGUGUGAUUCUUUGUAUUUCCAUGGGCGUAGAACAAGACAGUCUUGUAGUCCUGUCAUUCUACUGCUUACAGUGUACUAUGUCAACACCUUGUCAACAACUAGAUACAGUAUGUCAACAACUCUAUUCUCUGUCUGUUGGAAGAAGAAGUGACAGAUUGUUGACUACCACCGCUGUGUUUGUGUGUGUUUUCGUUUCAGUUUCAUAGUAAAGAGGAUUCUGCCGUUCUGCAGCCAUAUGUUUAGUACAAGUAUUGGAAGUGUAACACUUUACAUGAGCCUGUUGUCUUAAGGGCUACAUAGUCAUAUCAUAAUACUGACACAACUGAUGUCCUUAACAUUCAUGACAGCUGAUGUUAUCUUACGACAACUGACAACAAAUUGUCUUGACACAAACCAUUGUUUAUCUGCAAAAUGUCCAGUAAUAAAGCUGGUCAACUGGCUUCCCCAAUAUACUGUAUGUGAGGGUGGAAAGGAUGUAAAGUGUUCAAGUCAGGUAUUGUUAUGUUCAAUGCAUCGACGUUAGUGGUCCUGCUAGUCUCUUGUUUAUUACACACAGUUCAGAUAGGGCAGAAUGUGUACCUAGUCAGCCUAUUCAUAUUCUGCACACACAGAGUGAAAGUUGUUUCAGUGACUUCACCUGCGUUAUUCAGGGUAUUAACUCCCCUCUUCUGAACCCAAUUGAGCUCUUCUAAUACACCUUGCAGACCAUUAACACCACCAUUUCAAAAGCUGUUGAAGGAAGUGAAUAGUGUAUGACUAAUACACUGGAAACUUAUGGAAAUAACUUAAGCAACUUAUUGACUUUGAUGGUCAUACAAACUUUGAGUGUUGGAUUGGGUCCUCCCAUGAGAGUUCUGCAUCCUUUAGGUCUCUUCCUGUAUGUAUGGUGCAUCUAAAUGAGCUUGUUUUACUUCCUGUCAUCUCUCUGCUUGCUGUAUGAGGGGAGAUUUUUGUAUUGAUCUUUAGUAGAAUGUUCAAUGACAAAUGUCCUUGGGAAAAAAAACUGACGUCUAGCCAGCUGACAGUCCCCUACUGACAGAAAUUAAAAGGAAAGGUGUGCAGCAUUGGGGUACAGCCUGUAUCUCACAAAGACAAUGUCCUACACAAAACACAAAGGCAACAUGUCCCCCAAAAACAUUUUAGACAGGUGUUAUUCGUCCUUUUCCUUAAACACAUUUUAUAGAGCUAUUGCUGCAGUCAAUUCCCAUGCCACAUCUGAUCUGAGUCCCCCUGUCCUAUUUAAAAAAUGGUAUCUCCUAUGCCUUUGAAUUAUUGUAUUCACUGCCAAGGUUAACUCACUGUUAAACUGCAGGAGUAAUACAGUCUCUCUCACAAUGGCUGGAUGAGGGCCAUCGACCUUACUGUGUGUUGUGUGUCACAUCAAAAGAGACACUUAAUUCUCAGGGAGCUCUUUAUUAUGGCGAGGUCUUAACACACAGAAACAUACAGAUGUAUACACGCAUGCACACACGUACACAAACACACACAUGCACGCACACACGUACACAAACACACACGAGCACGCACACAUGCGCACGCACACUUCAUCCAAAUCAGACCAUGGAUGUCAUUUCUCCAAAAGCGUGUUUCAGGUGUCCAGAACCUUCAGUAAGCUAAUUAGCCAAAUCUGCGAUCCUGUGCUUGAGACAGGCUGCUACAAAUUGGGACCAGAUGGGGACCCAAUGAUUCUUUGACUGACCUAUUUAUCCCUUCAUUUCCUGUACACCAUGUGUGAUUGAGAAGGUUUGCUUUUGUCCUGAGGAAAUGUGCAUCCGUCUUGUAGAACGGCCACCAUACGAUAUUCCUAAUGCACAGCUGUGAUAACCUACAGCUGCACACCGCUCCAAUGAUGCUGCACAUCUAAUGGUGUAUCACACAGAUCUGAUGCUGAAGUGCUCAGAUUUGAAAUGUAGGGCUGUGGUGUGGUGUUGGCUAGCCUCAGCACAUGCUCUUUCACAGGGAACACAGGUGAGGUCUACAGCACAGCAGAGCCAUCAUCAGUCCGUAGGGAGCUAGCUGACCUUGCUAGCGUUAUAAUGAGGGGACAGGAUAUCGGCCAUGGUCAUUAUGAAUAGGCCAUCAGCACAUGAACACACCCUGUGGUCCUCGUUGCCCAUGGAACAAGGGACGCUAGGUUAAAUGUCAAUGUUUCUCUCACUGGGAUUUAUGUACUGUUGGCCCAGUGGGCUGAAGACUAACCCCAGGGCUUUAUUAGUCUUAACUGAAAAUGUGCGUAAUUCAAUUCUUCACACAAAUAUCUACUCAAUAUAAACACUUUCUGUUAUUCCUUCCUUCUCUCUCGCUGCAGGGAGUGCAGGCACGUCAGUUAUGUUUAAUAAAAAUGGUGACGCCCCGGGACGCUACGACCUGUUCCAGUUUCAGAUGACCAACUCCAGUGUUCCUGAAUACAGGCCCAUCGGACAGUGGGUGGAGACUCUCCAACUCAGGGUAAGGUUAUGGCCUGUAAUCAGGGCUAGGGUCAAGGACACAUGGUCAGAACAAAAUAAUGGCCUUAUUUUAUUAUAUUUAUGAUCUGUAGUGAUACAUUUAAUACAUUUUAGAGAAAUGUAAGUACAAACCGGGCACUUGUUGAUUGAGGGGAUUCCCCACUAACUAGUACUAAUUAUUACAAUAACUUGUUAAGGAAGAGCAAUGUAAAAUCUAAUUGAGGAGUUAGCCUGUAGGCCUGACUGUUGCUCUUGCUUUUUGGCAAGACGACGACAAGUUGAAAUAUCUUUGUCAAGAAAUAUUGAGACGUGACCUUGAUGAUAUCAUUUCUGAUGAAGAUAUGAAUCAAAAUGGGUGUGUCAAAAUGCAUCUUAAAUCCCUACUGAAACCAACAAACCCAACAAACCACCCCUCCUCCUAAAAAAAGAAAGAAAGAAAGAAAAAAUAAACAACUACAGCAGCCCUAUCAGUCCAAGGUGACAAAUCUUGCUUUGUGGUCUCCGUGGCAACAGUGGUGUUGUUCUCAUUACAGUAUAUAACCAGGAGCUGUUCAAGGGAGCACCAUUGUCCACAUAACAAAUCACAGCGCCCAGCCCCUGCACAGAUAACUGAUAGCAGAUCAUAAUCUAAUGAGAAAACACAUUUGUCAUACAGGUACACGUGAGGUACAGGAAUACGCACACACACACACACACACACACACACACACACACACACACACACACAGUAGUCAUUGUAGGUAUUGGCAUGCACUAAGGUAUUGACCAGAAAAAAUGAGUAGAUUUGAAGACGGUGGGUUUCUGAAUCUUUUUUUGUGAGAAUCUGUGGUUGUGUAAGAUCUUAAAUGUGAUUAUUAUCAGAGCAAUUAAUACAUUCAUUCCAAAGGUGCAAAGGUUUUUGGGAGACAGAGAUAUGGGAGAAAUUAUAUAAGUUGUGAUGUGAGAUGCUAGAUAAAGAGUUGUUCUAGAUGACUUGUACUGAUAAGUCCAACCCGUUUCUGACCUUAAGGUUAAACUAAUAUUGUCGACAAAACGCAAUGCCAAACUCCUGAGUGGCCCAGUGGUCUAAGGCACUGCAUCGCAGUGCUUACUGUGCCACUAGAGAUCCUGGUUCGAAUCCAGGCUCUGUCGCAGCCGGCCGCGACCGGGAGACUCAUGGGCGGUGCACAAUUGGCCCAGCGUCGUCCAGGGUAGGGGAGGGAAAUGGCCGGCAGGGAUGUAGCUCAGUUGAUAGAGCAUGGCGUUUGCAACGCCAGGGUUGUGGGUUCGAUUCCCAUAGGGGGCCAGUAUAAAAAAAAAACAUUAAAAUAAAAAAUAUAUUCACUAACUGUAAGUCGCUCUGGAUAAGAGUGUCUGCUAAAUGACUAAAAUGUAAAUGUAAAUAAAUCUUCUGGAGUGUUAAGGCUUAGUAUCUUUUAAGUACUAUAAUUCAGUGGCCUUCUCUAAAUUCUCUGUAGUCGACUUUACAUUUAUAUGACAAUAUAACGAUCCUGAAGAGAUAGUCCCCCUCUAAGACGGCUGUAAAAUUGGCAUUUUAAGGCGGUAAAUCAGAUUCUCAAAUUUUUCAUAACUCUCUGGCUUUUCAUUACAUAAAAAAAAUCAACGACUGUCUCCAUGGUGAUAUCAACUACUCUUGAGUACAGAAUAGGACAGAUUAAAGUGUAUUGUUUUAUUUUACUUAUUCUUAGCAAUCUUACGAGUGGAACUACUUAAGCAAAUGGAUGAAACAUAUAUUGUGUUCUCCACGGCAACAACUCAGUGGAAGUUAUACAGUUGAAGUCGGAAGUUUACAUACACUUAGGUUGGAGUCAUUAAUACUCGUUUUUCAACCACUCCACAAAUUUCUUGUUAACAAACUAUAGUUUUGGCAAGUCGGUUAGGACAUUUACUUUGUGCAUGACACAAGUAAUUUUUCCAACAAUUGUUUACAGACAGAUUAUUUCACUUAUAAUUCACUGUAUCACAAUUCCAGUGGGUCAGAAGUUUACAUACACUAAGUUGACUGUGCCUUUAAACAGCUUGGAAAAUUCCAGAAAAUGAUGUCAUGGCUUUAGAAGCUUCUGAGUCAAUUGGAGGUCUACCUGUGGAUGUAUUUCAAGGCCUUCCUUCAAACUCAGUGCCUCUUUGCUUGACAUCCUGGGAAAAUCUAAAGAAAUCAGCCAAGACCUCAGAAAAAUUAUUGUAGACCUCCACAAGUCUGGUUCACCCUUGGGAGCAAUUUCCAAACGCCUGAAGGUACCACGUUCAUCUGUACAAACAAUAGUACACAAGAAUAAACACCAUGGGACCACGCAGCCGUCAUACCGCUCAGGAAGGAGACACGUUCUGUCUCCUAGAGAUGAACGUACUUUGGUGCGAAAAGUGCAAAUCAAUCCCAGAACAACAGCAAAGGACCUUGUGAAGAUGCUGGAGGAAACAGGUACAAAAGUAUCUAUAUCCACAGUAAAACGAGUCCUAUAUCAACAUAACCUGAAAGGCACUCAGCAGGCAAGAAGCAACUGCACCAAAACCACCAUAAAAAAGCCAGACUAUGGUUUGCAACUGCACAUGGGGACAAAGAUCGUACUUUUUGGAGAAAUGUCCUCUGGUCUAAUGAAACAAAAAUAGAACUGUUUGGCCAUAAUGACCAUUGUUAUGUUUGGAGGAAAAAUGGGGUAGCUUGCAAGCCGAAGAACACCAUCCCAACCGUGAAGCACGGGGGUGGCAGCAUCAUGCUGUGGGGGUGCUUUGCUGCAGGAGGUGCACUUCACAAAAUAGAUGGCAUCAUGAGGAAGGAAAAUUAUGUGGAUAUAUUGAAGCAACAUCUCAAGACAUCAGUCAGGUGAUGCAAGCAAUGACCCCAAGCAUACUUCCAAAGUUGUGGCAAAAUGGCUUAAGGACAACAAAGUCAGGGUAUUGGAGUGGCCAUCACAAAGCCCUGACCUCAAUCCUAUAGAAAAUUUGUGGGCAGAACUGAAAAAGCGUGUGCGAGAGGGAGGCCUACAAACCUGACUCAGUUACACCAGCUCUGUCAGGAGGAAUGGGCCAAAUUUCACCCAACUUAUUGUGGGAAGCUUGUGGAAGGCUCCCCGAAACGUUUGACCCAAGUUAAACAAUUUUAAAGGCAGUGCUCCAAAUACUAAUUGAGUGUACAGUCGUGGUCAAAAGUUUUGAGAAUGACACAAAUAAUAAUUUUCACAAAGUCUGCUGCCUCAGUUUUGAUGAUGGCAAUUUGCAUAUACUACAGAAUGUCAUGAAGUGUGAUCAGAGGAAUUGCAAUUAAUUGCAAAGUCCCUCUUUGCCAUGAAAAUGAACUUAAUCCCAAAAAAACAUUUCCACUGCCACAAAAGGACCAGCUGCCAUCAUGUCAGUGAUUCUCUCGUUAACACAGGUGAGAGUGUUGAUGAGGACAAGGCUGGAGAUCACUCUGUCAUGUUGAUUGAGUUAGAAUAACAGACUGGAAGCUUUAAAAGGAGGGUGGUGCUUAAAAUCAUUGUUCUUCCUCUGUUAACCAUGGUUACCUGCAAGGAAACAUGUGCCGUCAUCAUUGCUUUGCACAAAAAGGGCUUCACAGGCAAGGAUAUUGCUGCUAGUAAGAUUGUACCUAAAUCAACCAUUUAUCGGAUCAUCAAGAACUUCAAGGAGAGAGGUUAAAUUGUUGUGAAGAAGGCGUCAGGGUGCCCAAGAAAGUCCAGCAAGUCCCAGGACCGUCUCCUAAAGUUGAUUCAGCUGCGGGAUCGGGGCACCACCAGUACAGAGCUUGCUCAGGAAUGGCAGCAGGCAGGUGUGAGUGCAUCUGCACGCACAGUAAGGCGAAGACUUUUGGAGGAUGGCCUGGUGUCAUGAAGGGCAGCAAAGAAGCCACUUCUCUCCAGGAAAAACAUCAGGGACAGACUGAUAUUCUGCAAAAGGUACAGGGAUUGGACUGCUGAGGACUGGGGUAAAGUCAUUUUCUCUGAUGAAUCCCCUUUCCGAUUGUUUGGGGCAUCCGGAAAACACCUUGUCCAGAGAAGACAAGGUGAGCGCUACCAUCAGUCCUGUGUCAUGCCAACAGUAAAGCAUCCUGAGACCAUUCAUGUGUGGGGUUGCUUCUCGGCCAAGGGAGUGGGCUCACUCACAAUUUUGCCUAAGAACACAGCCAUGAAUAAAGAACGGUACCAACACAUCCUCCGAUAGCAACUUCUCCCAACCAUCCAAGAACAGUUUGGUGAUGACCAAUGCCUUUUCCAUCAUGAUGGAGCACCUUGCCAUAAGGCAAAAGUGAUAACUAAGUGGCUCGGGGAACAAAACAUCAACAUUUUGGGUCCAUGGCCAAGAAACUCCCCAGAACUUAAUCCCAUUGAGAACUUGUGAUCGAUCCUCAAGAGGCGGGUGGACAAACAAAAACCAACACAUUCUGACAAACUCCAAGCAUUGAUUAUGCAAGAAUGGGCUGCCGUCAGUCAGGAUGUGGCCCAGAAGUUAAUUGACAGCAUGCCAGGGUGGAUUGCAGAGGUCUUGAAAAAGAAGGGUCAACACUGCAAAUAUUGACUCUUUGCAUAAACUUAAUGUAAUUGUCAAAAAAAGCCUUUGACCCUUAUGGAAUGCUUGUAAUUAUACUUCAGUAUACCAUAGUAACAUCUGACAAAAAUAUCUCAUAACACUGAAGUAGCGAACUUUGUGAAGACUAAUAUUUGUGUCGUUCUCAAAACUUUUGACCACGACUGUAUGUAAACUUCUGACCCACUGGGAAUGUGACGAACUAAAUAAAAGCUGAAAUAAAUCAUUCUCUCUACUAUUAUUCUGACAUUUCACAUUCUUAAAAUAAAGUGGUGAUCCUAACUGACAUAAGACAGGGAAUUUUUACUAGGAUUUAAUGUCAGGAAUUGUGAAAAACUGAGUUGAAAUGUAUUUGGCUAAGGUGUAUGUAAACUUCCGACUUCAACUCUAGGUGUGAAAAUUACUAACACCACUGUUUUCAAUAUCUUUCAAUACCUCAUCUUGCGAGGUUAACAGCACUGAGCCUUUUUCUAAAAUGUGACCGACCGCCUUGAUUCGGUUUUAUGUAGCAACAUUUGAAAUUGUGUUUUUUACAAUGGAUAAAAGCAGAGACACAGUGCUACAACAUGGUAUAUCAUACUCUAAAUUUAAGGGAACAAUGGGAAAGUAAUUCUGCUUUGAAAGUUGAUAAACAUGUAAUCUCACUUUUGAGAAAAUGGCCUUUGAAUGUUUUGGUACCUACUGAAGAGCUCUUCUUUGUCUACACCCAUUUCAGCAUCAUUCACACCCUCUUAAGCUUUAGCCCCACCCAUGUUGUUUCGCUCUCGGAGCGUUCAGAGCGCACACUUGACACUCUGGCCGAUGAGUAGGGUUGAUCCGAGUGUUCUGACCUCACAACAGCAGUCAAGCACCCAAGCUAACUGGCUAACAUUGGCUUGCUUGCUAGCUACUUCCAGACACAAAAUGUGGAUUAUGGUUCAUUGUUUACCUCUGGAUAACAUGAAAACAGCCUAACCAGCUCUGCUAGGGCGAGUAAAAUGGUCAGUGGGGUGUUCUUUCAUUAAAUGGUCAGUGGGGUGUUCUCUCAUUAAAUGAGAAAACACCCCACUCCACUGACCAUUUUACUCACCCUAGCAGAGCUGGUUAGGCUGUUUUCAUGUUAUCCAGAGCGUUGGUGACUGUAACUGUGCUGCUGGCAACAAUUUAAUUAUGCUUUUUUGCCAACGUUUACUGACACCGGUCAUAUUCAACAGGUGUUGUGCGUUCGUAAAUUCAUCAGUUAUUCUGCGCUCUGGCAUACUCAGACUGAAUUUACAAAAGCACCUGCAAUGGUUACUUGCAUAGUGGAGUCUUUUGUUAAGACAUGUAGCUAGCUAGCUAGCUAGGUAAACAAUGAUCCAUAAUCCCAACUCAUGACGUUACUACCCUGUAUGAAUCUGCAGGUAGCUAACCAACCAGGUUCAAUGUUAGCUAGCUAACAUUAGGCUCUAACUAGCCAAGCAAAUGGCUCUGAGAUAUGAAUAACAAGAUCAUACACGUAAUGUUAGCUAGCGUGCCAGCCAGCUAACACUAGCUAGCUAGUUAAACAAUGUACCAUAAUCCCAACUCAUGACUUUACUACCCUGCAUGGAUCUGCAGGUAGCUAACCAAGCAGGUUCAAUGUUAGCAAGCAAAUGGCACUGAGAUAUGAAUAAUAAGAUCAUAUACAGUGAGGGAAAAAAGUAUUUGAUCACCUGCUGAUUUUGUACGUUUGCCCACUGACAAAGACAUGAUCAGUCUAUAAUUUUAAUGGUAGGUUUAUUUGAACAGUGAGAGACAGAAUAACAACAACAAAAUCCAGAAAAAUGCAUGUAAAAAAUGUUAUAAAUUGAUUUGCAUUUUAAUGAGGGAAAUAAGUAUUUGACCCCUCUGCAAAACAUGAUUUAGUACUUGGUGGCAAAACCCUUGUUGGCAAUCACAGAGGUCAGACGUUUCUUGUAGUUGGCCACCAGGUUUGCACACAUCUCAGGAGGGAUUUUGUCCCACUCCUCUUUGCAGAUCUUCUCCAAGUCAUUAAGGUUUCGAGCCUGACAUUUGGCAACUCGAACCUUCAGCUCCCUCCACAGAUUUUCUAUGGGAUUAAGGUCUGGAGACUGGCUAGGCCACUCCAGGACCUUAAUGUGCUUCUUCUUGAGCCACUCCUUUGUUGCCUUGGCCGUAUGUUUUGGGUCAUUGUCAUGCUGGAAUACCCAUCCACGACCCAUUUUCAAUGCCCUGGCUGAGGGAAGGAGGUUCUCACCCAAGAUUUGACGGUACAUGGCCCCGUCCAUCGUCCCUUUGAUGCAGUGAAGUUGUCCUGUCCCCUUAGCAGAAAAACACCCCCAAAGCACAAUGUUUCCACUUCCAUGUUUGACGGUGGGGAUGGUGUUCUUGGGGUCAUAGGCAGCAUUCCUUCUCCUCCAAACACGGCGAGUUGAGUUGAUGCCAAAGAGCUUGAUUUUGGUCUCAUCUGACCACAACACUUUCACCCAGUUCUCCUCUGAAUCAUUCAGAUGUUCAUUGGCAAACUUCAGACGGGCCUGUAUAUGUGCUUUCUUGAGCAGGGGGACCUUGCGGGCACUGCAGGAUUUCAGUCCUUCACAGCGUAGUGUGUUACCAAUUGUUUUCUUGGUGACUAUGGUCCCAGCUGCCUUGAGAUCAUUGACAAGCUCCUCCCGUGUAGUUCUGGGCUGAUUCCUCACCGUUCUCAUGAUCAUUGCAACUCCACGAGGUGAGAUCUUGCAUGGAGCCUCAGGCUGAGGGAGAUUGACAGUUCUUUUGUGUUUCUUCCAUUUGCGAAUAAUCGCACCAACUGUUGUCACCUUCUCACCAAGGUGCUUGGCGAUGGUCUUGUAGCCCAUUCCAGCCUUGUGUAGGUCUACAAUCUUGUCCCUGACAUCCUUGGAGAGCUCUUUGGUUUUGGCCAUGGUGUAGAGUUUGGAAUCUGAUUGAUUGAUUGCUUCUGUGGACAGGUGUCUUUUAUAAAAGUAACAAACUGAGAUUAGGAGCACUCCCUUUAAGAGUGUGCUCCUAAUCUCAGCUCGUUACCUGUAUAACAGACACCUGGGAGCCAGAAAUCUUUCUGAUUGAGAGGGGGUCAAAUACUUAUUUCCCUCAUUAAAAUGCAAAUCAAUUUAUAACAUUUUUUACAUGUGUUUCUCUGGAUUUUGUUGUUGUUAUUCUGUCUCUCACUGUUCAAAUAAACCUACCAUUAAAAUUAUAGACUGAUCAUUUCUUUGUCAGUGGGCAAACGUACAAAAUCAGCAGGGGAUCAAAUACUUUUUUCCCUCACUGUACGUAACUUGAAAUGAAACCACUUUCUGUCAAAAUUAGAAACAUGUAAUAUCUGAAAAUGUAGCUAGCUAGACUAUCUUACCCGUAUACAUCAUGCAUGAUGGAUGUGUCUCCCUGUCACGGAUGCCAUUAGUUUGAAGAUGUAAUCCGGAGACAGGUGUUUUCUCCAUCUCUUUAGCUAUCAUACUCUAAUUCCACUGAUUUCAAAACUCGAUCCUUCAGAAGGUGGAGAGCAACACUUAUGCAGCUCCACUACACGAUGUUGGACAAGAUUACCUAUACAUACUGACCACCUCAAAUAGACAGAAGCGUGCUAUAUGGCGUACCAAUCCAAACUCCUCUCUCGGCAUGUCCAGCCCACUCAUUAUCUCAGCCAAUCAUGGCUAGUGGGAAGGUUGCUGUCUUUUUCUGUGUCUUAACCGACUAGGCUUGUAAUUUAACAAUUUUAUUCAUAUUUACAGAUGGCAUACAAGUUUGUUAUUAAGGCAUAUGAAAGUUCACAUGUUCCAGAAGGCAUUUCUGCCAAAAAAAACGCAUUUAGAUAAAAAAAAACAAAAAAAGGUUUACGUUCAAAUGGCUCUCCCGUAAAGUAGAAAUGAGUCACACAUGUUUUAUGAGUUGGAGAACACAUUGGGAGGGAUCCAUACAGAAUCCUUCCAGAUCCUUGAUAUCCUGCUUCUGCGCUUAUGGACUACCCUCUUCAAUUCAAACCACAGGUUUUCAAUUGGUUUCAAGUUCGGAGACUGAGCUCUUUGGCCACUCUCUUUUGCCACGCACACCAGUGGUGAGAAUGCAUGAGCAGAAAAUAACCCCAUACCUACUGUAAAAUAUGGAGGUGGAUCUUUGAUGUUAUGGGAGUUUUUUGCCAACAACCUGGUUGCCUCUGCCAGGAGGCUGAAACUUGGCAAUGAGUGAAUCUUCCAGCAAGACAAUAACCCCAAGCACACAUCAAAAUCCACAAAGAAAUUGUUAAUUGGCCACAAAAUCAACAUUUUGCAAUGGCCAUCUCAGUCUAUGGACUUGAAACCAAUUGAAAACAUGUGCAGAUGAAGGAUAUCAAGGAUCUGGAAGGAUCCUGGGUAACCCUUUUUUUGGAUAGUCCACCUGUAGAUGCUCUAAAAAACGAUCAGUAACAUUUCAACUAACUAUCUACUAACCCUAUCCCUAACCCUAACCUUAACCCUUAUCCUAACCCUUAUUCUAAACCUAACCCUAACCGUAACCUUAGCAAGCAGUUGCUUAUCAAAAGAUAGUUUGUUGAUAGCAUGACCAUCACUACAGAUGGACUAUCCGGACUAUCCAAAUAAAGUGUGACCGGAUUCUGCAUGGAGGAAUAGUCUAAUGUGUUCUCCAACUCAUAAAACAUUUUACAAAAAGGCUCAGUGCCAUAAUCCUCGCAAGGUGAGGCACUGAAAGGUAUUGAAAACAGAGGUGUCAAUCAUUUGUGAGAAAUAUUUGUAUUACUUGUUAAACAAAAUCUCUUUCUCUGAGCAAUUGCAUUAGUAUAAAAUAAUCAAAUGUCCCCAUUUAUUUGAGUAUACAAUGUAGCUCAGUAUUUGAAUGAUUUAUUUUAUCAAGGGUGUCAAUAAUUUCGGACCCCACCGUAUCUCAUCCUGUAUGCACACGCCCAGUCCAGGCCCAUUUGCCUGUCAGGUAGAUGCAAAAGACUUCAUCACUAUCGACUAACCCUCGUAUCUGAAGUGCUACCUUCACUGCUUGUCCAGAAGGCGAGGGGGGGAGGAAAGGGAGGGGAGAGAGUAGAGAGCGAGAGAGAGAGAGAGAGAGAGAGAGAGAGAGCGAGAGAGAGAGAGAGAGGAGAGCGCUAGAGAGCAGCGAGACGACAGAGCCAAUCUCGAGAGAGAGCGGGAUUUCUCUCUCGUCUCUAGCUCUAUCUAUCGCACUAGCGCUGCUAUCUCUUAUGUCUCUUCUCUCAUCUCUCUCUCUCUCUCCUCUCUCUCUCUCUUCUCUCUCUCUCUCUCUCUCUCUCUCAGCUGGAGGAGCUGCAGUGGCCAGAGGGGGAGCAGGAGGUCCCUAUCUCCGUGUGCAGUCUGCCCUGUAAGACAGGUGAGAGGAAGAAGAGGGUGAAGGGCAUGCCAUGCUGCUGGCACUGUGAGCUGUGUGAUGGUUACCAGUACCAGUACGAUGAGACCUCAUGCCGCCUGUGCUCUUACGACAUGAGGCCCAACCCCAACCGGACGGAGUGCCAACCUAUCCCCAUCGUCAAGCUGGAGUGGCACUCCCCCUGGGCCGUCAUUCCCGUGUUCCUCGCCAUGCUAGGCAUCAUCGCCACCAUCUUUGUCAUGGCAACGUUCAUACGCUACAACGACACGCCCAUUGUGCGUGCGUCGGGCCGCGAGCUGAGUUACGUGCUGCUGACGGGCAUCUUCCUGUGUUACAUUAUCACCUUCCUGAUGAUUGCCAAGCCUGACGUGGGCGUGUGCUCCUUCCGGAGGAUCUUCCUGGGCCUGGGGAUGUGCAUCAGCUACGCCGCGCUGCUCACCAAGACCAACCGGAUCUACCGGAUCUUUGAACAGGGGAAGCAGACAGUGACCGCCCCGCGCUUCAUCAGCCCCACCUCCCAGAUCGCCAUCACCUCCUCCCUCAUCUGUCUGCAGCUGCUGGGCGUGCUCGUCUGGUUCGCCGUUGACCCGCCCAACACCAUCAUCGACUACGACGAGCAGAAGACCAUGAACCCCAACCUGGCGCGUGGCGUGCUGAAGUGUGACAUCACAGACCUGCAGAUGAUCUGUUCGCUGGGCUACAGCAUCCUGCUGAUGGUCACAUGUACCAUCUACGCCAUCAAGACCCGCGACGUGCCAGAGGACUUCAAUGAGGCCAAGCCCAUCGGCUUCACCAUGUACACCACCUGUAUCGUCUGGCUGGCCUUCAUCCCCAUCUUCUUUGGCACAGCCCAGUCUGCAGAGAAGGUGAGUCAUCCCUCUCCCACACUCACUCACUCACUCACUCCCUCUCUCCCCCUCUCCCUCCCCCUCCCUCUCUCCCUCCCCCUCUCUCUCUCUCUCUCUCUCCCACCCCCUGCGCUGCUUCUACUCCUUCCAGCUUGUGUUUUAUCUCAUGCAAACACACACACUGAUAUAGACACACACUGACAUAGACACACACUGACAUAGACACACACUGACAUAGACACACACUGACAUAGACACGCACUGACAUAGACACGCACUGACAUAGACACGCACUGACAUAGACACGCACUGACAUAGACACGCACUGACAUAGACACACACUGACAUAGACACACACUGACAUAGACACACACUGACAUAGACACGCACUGACAUAGACACGCACUGACAUAGACACGCACUGACAUAGACACACACUGACAUAGACACACACUGACAUAGACACACACUGACAUAGACACACACUGACAUAGACACGCACUGACAUAGACACACACUUAGAGACGCAAAAACAGAUACACACAUAAGGAAACACAUACACACAGAGGCUUACACACACCCAAACACACAGGGUCUGUAUGCUAAAGACUCAUUUUCUUUUGAUUUCAAAUUCAUAUGGCUCAGAUGUGCAUAGAAAAACACACAAGGACUGCAGGAGACAUACAUAGGCCUUAGAAAGGGGGGGAAAGGAGGGGAUGCUGUGAGAUGUAGCAGCUCCUUAUGUCAUUAUCUUAGCUUUCAUGCCUGGAGCUCAACACUAGCUAUUAUACCUCAUCCUGUGGAGGAGGAAAGGGAGAAGGAGAAGGAUGAGGUGGAGGAGGUGGAGGAGGAUGAGAGGGAGGAGGUGGAGGAGGAUAAGAGGGAGGAGGUGGAGGAGGAAGACUAGGAGGAGGUGGAGGAGGAGGUGGAGGAGGAUGAGAGGGAGGAGGUGGAGGAGGAGGAAGACUAGGAGGAGGUGGAGGAGGAGGUGGAGGAGGAAGACUAGGAGGAGGUGGAGGAGGAGGUGGAGGAGGAUGUAUAUCACGCCACUGUGAUAUACAAAAAGGCCGUGACAAUAAAAAGACAACAGUCACACAGUGGCGGAAUAUAUUUAGCUACACAUACGUUUGUUUCAUCACAAAACUGGAGAGCAACAUCUGUCCAGUGAAGUCCACAAAGCAAAUAUGUGACUGACCUCCUCGAUUCGGUCUUAUGUAGCAAAAUUUGAAAUUGUGUUUUUUACAUUGGAUAAAAGUAGAGACUCAGCACUAGAAAAUGGUAUAUCAUACACCGCAGUUGAGGAACAAUGGGAAAGUAAUUCUGCUUUGAAAGUUGAUAAACUUUUGAGAAAAUGUCCCUUGAAUGUUUUGGUACUCCUACUGAAGCGCUCUCCUUUGUCUACACCCAUUCAGCAUCGUUCACACUCUCUUAAGCCUUAGUCCCACCCAUCUCUUUAAGGAUUCACAUGUGAGGCCAUGUGGUAAACACACGCGAUAUCGAAUAAAACGUUUAUUUGUAUGUACAGGAUACAGAAGGGGUAAACGGUAUAGUGAUAGUACUUGCAUACUUGCAUAGUAGCAAUAUCAAAAACAGAAAGUGUCCAGAUAAAAAUAUUUUAUAAAUAUUUUAUCAUUUUUAGAUGACGCUUACCCGACACACUUGUCUAAAUUGAUGGGUCAUGUGAAGGAAAUGCUAUAACCACCCCUCACCCACAUCUAGUUAAGUGGAUGGGUCACUAUUAGACAUGUGCACAUGUUCAUGAAAUACAAUCGAUGGCUGUAUUCACCCCCAGACACAACUGCUAAUUUGUAAUAAUCCGGCCGAAGUGGAGUCCUUUGUUUAGACAUGUAGCUAGCUAGGAAGCUAGCUAGCUAAACAAUGAACGGCAUAACCACAACUCAUACUACUACCAAUACAAACAUUGCCAUAGCUGUAGUAUGAAUCUGCAGGUAGCUAAAGCUAACAAACUAGGUUCAAUGCUAACUAGCUACUAUUAGGCUAUAACCAGCAAUGCAAAUGGAUUUCUGACUCAAAUAAUAUUACUACACAGAUCGUACACGUAUCGUUAGCUAUCGAGCCAGCAAGCUAACGCUUGCUAGCUAACUAACAGUAUGCUUUAACUUGAAAUAAAAAUGCAUUUCUGACAAAAUUAUAAUCGUAUAUCUGUAAAAUGUAGCUAGACUCUUACCCAUAUACACUACCGUUCAAAAGUUAGGGGUCACUUAGAAAUGUCCUUGUUUUCGAAAGAAAACAUUUUUUUGUCCAUUAAAAUAACAUCAAAUUGAUCAGAAAUACAGUGUAGACAUUGUUAAUGUUGUAAAUGGCUAUUGUAGCUGGAAACGGCUGAUUUUUUUAUGAAAUAUCUACAUAGGCAUAAAGAGGCCCAUUAUCAGCAACCAUCAGUCCUGUGUUCCAAUGGCACGUUGUGUUUGCUAAUCCAAGUUGAUCAUUUUAAAAGGCUACUUGAUCAUUAGAAAACCCAUUUGCAAUUAUGUUAGCACAGCUGAAAACUGUUGUGCUGAUUAAAGAAGCAAUAAAACUGGCCUUCUUGAGACUAGUUGAGUAUCUGGAGCAUUAGCAAUUGUGGGUUUGAUUACAGCUCCAAAAUGGCCAGAAACAAAUAACUAUAUUCUGAAACUCGUCAGUCUAUUCUUGUUCUGAGAAAUUAAGGCUAUUCCAUGCGAGAAAUUGCCAAGAAACUGAAGAUCUCGUACAGCGCUGUGUACUACUCCCUUCACAGAACAGCGCAAACUGGCUCUAACCAGAAUAGAAAGAGGAGUGGGUGGCCCCGGUGCACAACUGAGCAAGAGGACAAAUACAUUAGAGUGUCUAGUUUGAGAAACAGGCGCCUCACAGGUCCUCAACUGGCAGCUUCAUUAAAUAGUACCCGCAAAACACCAGUCUCAACGUCAACAGUGAAGAGGCGACUCUGGGAUGCUGACCUUCUAGGCAGAGUUGCAAAGAAAAAGCCAUAUCUCAGACUGCCCAUCUGAAUCUUUUAUUUUUAUUGGCCAGUCUGAGAUAUGGCUUUUUCUUUGGUGUUUUGCGGGUACUAUUUAAUGAAGCUGCCAGUUGAGGACCUGUGAGGCGCCUGUUUCUCAAACUAGACACUCUAAUUUAUUUGUCCUCUUGCUAGCUAGCUAGUUAACUUGAGCCUACUAGGCUACAUCUAGGCUACUAUUAAUCGUCUCAGGCCAGUGGCACAACAUAUGAAUUUAUGGUUAGAUCAGAAUCACAGUCAUAAUCAUUGGCCUGUACAGAGAAUUAAGUCCAAAGCCCCAUCUCCAUCCAUGGCUUAGGAAAGGGACGGUUUAGCAAGCUAGCUACUGCUGGACAUUAACACAAGCGGACCAGAAACAGACAAGUUUUUCAGAAAAUUAAGUUUUGCUUAGGAUGUGAUUUGAUUGGUGUGAAACCAAAUCCAAACUGGCCUCCCUUAGGGUGUGUUUUGCUGCACCAGGACAACCCACUGCUGAGAUCAGCUCAAUGCUGAUUGGCUAAUUAUUUUAUACAUUUUUUAUCAAGUGAGGCCAAAUGCUUGCUGGCAUCAAUCAAAUGCUACGGUGGCUUACAUGUUAUACUCUUUUGGUCCAGACAGCAUCAGAUACAUGGGCUACAUAUAAUGAGACAAAUUAUGAAAACAAAGAGAGAGACGAAAGAGAAAUUAUUAUUAUUAUUUAAAAAUAUAUAUAUUGGUCAAAUAUUUGGGGAAGCCUGGCUUCCCUUGGCAUCCAUGAAUACACAACACUGCUAGGAGGAGGUGGAGGAGAAGAAGGAAGACUAGGAGGAGGUGGAGGAGGUGGAAGACUAGGUGGAGGUGGAGGACUAGGAGGAGAUGGAGGAGGUGGAGGAGGUGGAGGAGGAGGUGGAGGAGGAGGUGGUGGAGGAGGAGGUGGAAGAGGAAGAGAAGGAGGAGGAAGACUAGGAGGAGGAGGAGGAGGAAGACUAGGAGGAGGUGGAAGACUAGGAGGAGGUGGAGGAAGACUAGGAGGAGGAGGAGGAGGACUAGGUGGAGGAGGAGGAGGAGGAAGACUAGCAAGAGGAGGACUAGCAGGAGGAGGACUAGGAGGAGGUGGAGGAGGAGGAAGACAAGGAGGAGGUGUAGGAGGAGGAGGAGGAGGAGGAGGAGAAAAGGGGGUAUAGAUAGUCUGACUCAAGACAUUCCAUUCCUUGACAAGGUGAACUCUAGAAAUGCACUUGACAUCAGUAGCUACUGGAGUUGAUUGACAAUGUGACAGAGGAAGAGAAGGAGGAGGAAGACUAGGAGGAGGAGGAGGAGGAAGACUAGGAGGAGGUGGAAGACGAGGAGGUGGAGGAGGAGGUGGAAGACUAGGAGGAGGUGGAGGAAGACUAGGAGGAGGAGGAGGAGGACUAGGUGGAGGAGGAGGAGGAAGACUAGCAGGAGGAGGACUAGGAGGAGGUGGAGGAGGAGGAAGACGAGGAGGAGGAGGAGGAGGAGGAGGAGGAGGACGUGGAGGUGGAGGAGGAGGAGGAGGAGGAGGAGGAGGAGGAGGAGGAGGAGGAGGAGGAGGAGAAAAAGGGGUAUAGAUAGUCUGACACAAGACAUUCCAUUCCUUGACAAGGUGAACUCUAGAAAUGCACUUGACAUCAGUAGCUACUGGAGUUGAUUGACAAUGUGACAUCCUGACCCCCUGUGCUAGUCAUUGCUUAUCUGAACAGUAUUGCACAGAAUACAGAUGCAUGUAUCUGCUCUAUUCUUGAGGUGUGUGGUGCUUGGCAGGCCUUGUGUACAUAUAGCUGAGUGGAAGUUUUCCACUGCAGACUAUCAAGGUCGACAGGAAAGUUUUACUCCUAACCUUUUGGGAGCCGCACCGUUCAAUAUCCUUCCUGCUAGGCUACAGAAAGGGAUAGAUCACAAACUGAUUUUCCUCCUCUCAAUUUGCAGCUGAUUUCAUAGAUGAAUUACACUCUCAGAAGCCAUUAGGAGUUCAUUGUGUAGAGCAAGCCCUUAAUGUGUCUAUCCUCCUUAUGCUGUUAACUCAUACUGAACACUGGCUCAUCUUACACACACGUAAGCCACAAAGAAACAUACGGCAGUAGCCUCUUGAUGCAAGGCUCUUUGUAGGCCCACUCCUGUGGCCUUCACCAGAUUAGGGGGAGUGGUGUUCACAGGGAGCUCUCCAUUAACUCCUAAGCUUUGCGCCCAGGGACUGAUUGCUGCAUUUGACCAGACUCCUUAUCGCCAAAAUACCUUGCACUUGUUGCUUGCGACUGAAAAGCCCCAGGCACGUUUGAUUUUGAUUUAUCUGGGCCAUUCAGGGACUCCCAUUAUC
Molecule: messenger RNA, 30395 nt
Organism: Coregonus sp. 'balchen'
Lineage: Eukaryota; Metazoa; Chordata; Actinopteri; Salmoniformes; Salmonidae
Source: the annotation of a GenBank genome assembly